AUGUCGCUUCCGAGCAUCGGGUCCGUGGGAUCGGACAGGAUGGCAGCGUACAUGCACGGGCAACAAGUUUACACAGGCCAGUUUGGUGACCCAAACUUGACACCGCCGCAGUCAGAAACACAGAUGUCGGCCCAAGCAUCUGCACAAGCAGUGGGACAAGAACCAGAAUCCGAUUAUAAACUCGUAAUACGUCAGGAACCUCAAAGAGCUCGGGUAGCACAGGGGAAGGAGAAGGGAACAGACCGAAAGCCGAUCGAUCCCCCGCCCAUUGUCCAACUGAUCAGGACGGCUCGGAGCGACCCUGCUCAAAUAUAUCUCCAAAGCCCUUAUUAUUUUAUGGCGUGCACGUUAAUCAAAGGGAGCGAUGACGACCCCGAUCCGAACCCGAACUCGAUGCUAGGCACAUUAGUUUCCUCCCUCCACAAGCUCCGAGACCUCAACAAUGAAGACGGCGGGUUUUUCAUCUUUGGCGACCUCUCGAUCAAGAUCGAAGGAGUGUUUCGGUUACAGUUUACUCUGUUCCAGAUGAAGGACUCGACGUGCGUUUUUCUGGACUCGGCUACGUCACAGCCUUUUACGGUUUACCCCCAAAAGAACUUUGAGGGUAUGGCCGAGUCGACCUUCCUCACGAGGUCGUUUAGCGAUCAAGGCGUAAGGUUACGGGUUAGGAAAGACUCGAGAGCAAUGACGACGCGCAAGCGAAACCAUCAACACGCAGAGGUUGCCAAGAAGCACUCGGAGUGGGAUAGGAAGCAGACAUCGGUUGUAUCCCGGCACAGCAGCAUCAAUGACAACGACAGCACGCCGACGGAUGCGCGCGGGCCGGGAUCUUUUGCUGGUGCCGGCAGCAGCGGGUAUUACGACCAGCAUCGCUCGCACUACGGCGAGGCGUACGGCCACGACACGUACUACAACGCGGGGCGGGCAGUCAAACGCCAAAGACAUGAGGUCAGCCCAGGGCAGUAUGCGCUACCUGACAUAGCCCAGCAAACAUACGCCCCGAGGCAACCAUCAUUUUCCGACUCGGUCGCUUCCAUGUCGAUGCCGCCCGUGACUACGGGGGCGCCGUCACUGGCGGGCAUCAACCCAAUGAGCAGCCACCAUGGGUAUACGGGAUCCGCACAUCCUGGCUUUGCGCCCCAUCGCAUCAACACACAGGUCGGUGGGUCGCAUCUGGCUCCCCAGCCUCACUCGGCAAUCGCCUCGGUGUCCCAAGGGUACCAGUCUCCCAGCACCCACCACCAGCCCCAUCCCCAUACGGCACACCCAGGUGGCGGGCAGGCCUACCCGUCCCCAUCUCCUCGCCAGUCGCCGGGCACCGCGCCGAAUUAUCACUACAGCUCGCACCACUCGCAACAGACACCCGUGUCACUCGGACUCGAGACCUAUACGUCGGCGGGGGUUGUCGGGAUGCCAGGCCCUGGUCAGUUGGUGGGCAGCUCGGCUCCGAGCCCACAUCUUGGCCAGGGCUAUCGGCAUGGCAUGGUGAACGAGCCUGGGGCUUGA
Molecule: messenger RNA, 1506 nt
Organism: Pyricularia pennisetigena
Lineage: Eukaryota; Fungi; Ascomycota; Sordariomycetes; Magnaporthales; Pyriculariaceae
Exons: 4
Coding region: 1-1506 (501 amino acids)
Source: RefSeq, a predicted model, not a curated record